Messenger RNA from Scutellospora calospora, 3705 nucleotides. Lineage: Eukaryota; Fungi; Glomeromycota; Glomeromycetes; Diversisporales; Gigasporaceae. The record is from the annotation of a GenBank genome assembly.
AUGUACGAACCUGCAAUACUUAAAGAAUAUUUGAAUAAACUCCUUCCUUUAGUAUUGGGAGCUAAGGAAGUGGAUUUAAACUUUUCUUUGUGGUCUUUGUGGUCUGUUCAAGAAAAUACCGAGAAAUUGAGUCAGUUUGCUAACGAUCCUCUAGUUAACGUUUUAUAUAUAACAAAGUUAUUGAAUGACAGAAAAGAAGAUUAUCCAUUUUGGGUCUCAUACUCAUAUGAUAUUUCGCAAGAAAUUACAUAUAAUUCGAAUAUUGUCACAUCAAUAGUUAUUAUUAAGCAUUUUUCCAAAUUAGAUCCUGCUUAUCCUAUAGAAUCACAAAUUCAAUUUUUAAAUUUGCCUGGCCCAGCAACUAAUGAAUUGGGAUUUGCUAACGUGAGCCCAUAUAAAGCUUUUCACUCUUUUAUACAACAUGCUAUUACGCCAUACUUCGAUGCUUAUGUUAAUACUAAAGGCGUUUACUUUGAAGAUAUAUCUUUACCUCAUUUGCAAAAAUAUGGUGAAAUUCCUGAAAUAUCACUUAAUAUCCAUCCAGUCAUUCGAAAGGCCGUUGAAAAGAGUAAACAAAAAAACAAGAGGAUCAAUAUUGACUUUAUCGAUCAAUCAUUACUUUCUGAUACACAAUUUUUGAAUAGAAUUCAAAGUGAUGUAAACAGUUGGAUUAAAAAGAUUCAAAAAUUAACUGAAUUGCAACGUGAUCCUUUAAGCGACACUAGAGACACUGCUAUCAAAGAAAUAAAUUUCUGGUUAAGUAUGGAACCAAUACUUGAAGAGAUCGAUGAACAGCUUAAAAGUGAUCCAAUUGAAGCGCUUGCUCUUGCUGAAGCAAUCUCGCGUGAUUUUAAUGACGUAUUAUUAAAAGUCUUGGAUAGUCAUCGUUUGAUGUACAUGGAUUAUAAUGAAUUUGAAAAGGUUAUAGCAGGUGCUGAAGAUGUUUUUAUAACCUGGGAUGUGCUCAUAAGAGAAUUUACGACAGUAUCCCGUGAUGUUACACGUAAACGUUCUGAUAAAUUCAUCCCAAUUAAAAUAAACCCAGCACACAAUAUAUUGCAAGAACGUGUUGCAUUUGUUAGGAAUUUUAGAAAACGGCACGAACAACUUCAAACAAUUGUUACAAUCAUGUCCCAGCCAAAGGAUGCCUUAAAAACUGUUAUCAAAAGUGAAAAUAACAUAGUUCAACAAGAAGAAGGCGUUAUUAUAAAUGCUAUCAAGUCUAUGGAAGAAAUAAAAUCAGCAUAUGAAAGUUUUAAAGAUAUUGAUGUGUUAGAUGUUUCUAUUGAGGGCGGUAAAAUCUUGAUACAAGCAGAAAAUACAUAUAACGAACGUGCCUCAAGAGUAGAGAAUCAAAUUAUUGCAAAUCUACGAGAUCGCCUUGGCAUACGCAAAAAUGCAAAUGAAAUGUUUCGUGUAAUUUCCAUGUUCAGUGCUUUGAUUGUUAGACCUAAAAUUCAUGGUGUUAUUCAAGAAUAUCAAAAAGAACUUUUUGACACUGUCAAAAAAGAUAUAAAUAAGCUUAAAGAAAAGUUCAUUCAACAAUAUCGUAAAUCUGAAGCGAGUCACAUGUCUCAGCUCCGUGAUAUUCCCUCUAUUUCCGGCUUUAUUAUUUGGGCACGUCAAAUUGAGCGUCAAUUACAAAUUUACAUUAAACGUGUUGAGGAUGCUUUUGGCAAAGAUUGGGAAACAUUUGAAGAAGGUCAAAAAUUAAUAAUCGAAUGUAACGAUUUUAAAAAGAAAUUAGAUACUAGACCGAUUUUUGAAGCUUGGCAAACAGAAAUUUGUAAUCGCCGCGAUAUAAACUUUACGGGGAAAUUGUUUAAAAUUACUCGAAAUCGUGCUCAAGGAAAUAUUCUUAAACUAGAAGUAAACUUUGACCCACAAAUAAUUACUUUAUUUAAAGAAGUGCGUAAUUUAUUAUGGUUGGAUUGCCAAGUGCUACAUAAUAUCAACACUCUUGCAAAAGUCACUAAGCAUGUAUAUCCUUUCGCUGUAAGUCUUAUAGAGACAGUUAGAAUUUAUUCACAAACAGUACAAAAGGUUCAAAAACAUCCAGAAAUUAUUAUGUUGGUGGCAGCUUAUCGUAAUGAGGUACAAGCUAUGAUCGCUGAAGGUUUUACUUAUGAAUGGUGGAGAUUUGACAAUCCUGAGAAUAAACACGUUACUUUUAUACGAGAGUUUGCAAAUAUAGUAUCAAUAUUCCAAGAUAAAGUUGAUGCUUUGAUUACUAAUUAUGAAGAAAUUUCGCGCCUCAUUGAAAACUUAAAAAGUUGCGCCUAUCAGAUGAAAAAAUUUAAUACCAAUUUAGAAAAAAUUCAAAGAUUGGUGAGUGAAUUGGCCUAUUCUAACCUUGAUGCUUGGGUUGCUAAAUUGGAUAAACGAAUUGAAACUAUCUUAUUACAACGACUACAAUAUGCCAUAUCUUUGUGGACAACAGAGUUUAUGUCAUCUGGUGAAGUUUCUAGAACUUUUAGGAAUGAUUCUAUUGAUGGUGAUAGAUCAACUAUUACAAAAGCUGAAAAACCUGUACUUGAGCCAUCUGUUCACGAAGUACGUAUCCGUAAUCAAGUAAUAUAUCUGGAUCCACCAAUUGAGGACGCUAGAGCUAGAUGGUAUAAUCAAUUGCACAAAUGGCUUUCGGUGGUGUGUAACUUGCAAAGAAUUCAAGUUUCAUUUUAUGAAAUAUGUUUACAAGACAGAUGGCCCACUUCUCGAGAAACCACUUAUUCUAAUCUAUUGACGAAAAUUCUUGAUGGUUCACUGGAGAAAGCAUAUGAAGUAAUUGAAACAAAAUUGAAAGAAGUAUCAGAUUAUGUUAAUAACAAAUGGUACCAAUUUCAGCCAUUAUGGGAUCUUGAGCCUAAUAAUAUUUAUGAUCGACUUGGUGAUAACCUCAAAAUAUGGAAACAAAUUCUUUCAGAGAUAAAGAAACCACGCACUAUAUUUGAUAAUUCAGAUUUCGAAGGUUCAUUUGGUUUAAUUGUAGUUGAUUAUGAACAAGCACAAAGUAAAGUCAAUGCCAAAUAUAAUCAAUGGCAACGCGAUAUUUUUUAUAAAUUUGGCAGAAAGCUAGGUGAUUCCAUGCGAGAAUUUCAUUCUAGCAUUUCACAUUCAUGCAAGGAACUUGAAAAUAAAUCCAUGGAGAACAAUAGUCCGAGUGAAGCUGUUGCUUUGAUCAAUUUUAUAGAAGAUCUCAAAAGUAAAGUUUCUAAGUGGAGUCAGGAUAUUGAGAUAUUCCAGGAAGAUCAAAAAACAUUAGAACGUCAACAGUAUUAUUUUCCAAGUGACUGGCUGUCUAUUGAACAGCUUGAAGCUGAAUGGAGUGCUUUUAACGAAAUCUUAAACAUAAGGAACAACCAGAUAAAAGAACAAAUUGAUGAUUUAAGAUCAAAAAUUACUAUCGAAGACAAAUUUGUGGAGGACAAAAUUAAUGAAAUGGUUUCUGAAUGGGACGAAAAUAAACCAAUUCAAGGAGAACUUAAAUAUAACAUUGCAACAUAUGUUCUCUCAAAUUUCGAAGCCCGUAUCACUCGUAUUAAGGAGGAAUAUGACAUGGUUUGUCGUGCAAAAGAAGUACUUGACAUGGACUAUUACGCAGAGAGUCUCCUAGAUGAUAUUAUUGGGGAGCUUAAAGAUCUUAAAUACCUUUGGAGUUCACUUUCUCAAAUUUGGCAAUCAAUAAAUGAACUAAAUUAUUAUUAA